AUGUCUUACUCUCUCAACAUCUCCAUUUCUGAAACCGAGGACCCAAGUCACGCUCACGACCACUCUGAUCCAAGUAUGUCUCAUCACCAAGGCGGCGGCGCCCAUGACGGCAGUCACGGCGGCAAUGACCCAUCUCAGCAUGGAGGUCACGACCAGGGAGACCAGUCUGGACAAUACGGCGGUCACGAUGACAGCCAUUGCGGACACCCCAGCCACCCACACGGUUGCGGAUGUCCAGCUGACCAGCACUGCGGGCACCCAAACCAUCCCCACGGAUGCGGAUGUCCAGCGGACCAGAGCGGCGGCCAUGAUGGCGGGCACUGUGGGCACCCAAACCAUCCCCACGGUUGCGGAUGUCCCGCGGAUCAGAGCGGCGGCCAGGGCGGCCAGGGCGGGCAACACCACUGCGACCCAGCCCAGCUGCACCAGGAAGUACAGCAACUGGCCCAGAAGCACUCGUCGUCCAGCCAGGACGACUCUCAGCAGCACGACCCGUCUCAACACGGCGGUCAUGAUCAGUCCCAAGAUGAUCCGAACGACCCGGCCAGCCACAAACGCGGGAAAGCCCUACUCAACCUACUCAAGCACGUCUCCCAGCACGCCGAUAGCACCGGUGACGAUGAUGACGACCACAAGGACAGCAAAGACGACGAUGAAACGAAACACACCACCCACACCACCACCGACACGCACACCGUGGCCAAGACCUCGAUCAAGACGGUCAAGACCGCUUUGGACACGACUUCUACGGACGAUGACAAACAACCCGAGCCCAUCGACCAUCAGGAACUUCAGGAUGAUGUUCAUUGGGCGAAGCAGAGCCACCAGUGCGACAAUAUCCUCGGCUUCUUCAGCACCCUGCAAACCACAACGAUCACAGUAAGCUUCAGCGAAGACGUGCAAACUGCCAUUCAUACCGUCAACCAGACUUCUGGCAGUGGUGCUGACGAUGCUGGUGAAGGUGGCGACGAUCAAGGCUAUGGCGAUGAUGACCAAGGUUAUGGCAAUGACGGUGGUGAGGGUGGCGACGAUCAAGGCUAUGGCGAUGAUGACCAGGGCUAUGGUGAUGACCGCGGCGACGACGGCGCCGAGGGUGGAGAUGACGCUCAGCACGAUCACCACGGUCAUGGCGGCUAUUGA
This is a messenger RNA of Exophiala viscosa, 1140 nucleotides long. RefSeq lists its product as uncharacterized. Bases 1 to 1140 code for a protein of 379 amino acids. The record is from RefSeq and is a predicted model, not a curated record. The transcript has a single exon. NCBI's taxonomy places the organism in Eukaryota, Fungi, Ascomycota, Eurotiomycetes, Chaetothyriales, Herpotrichiellaceae.